Molecule: messenger RNA, 4570 nt
Organism: Schistosoma intercalatum
Lineage: Eukaryota; Metazoa; Platyhelminthes; Trematoda; Strigeidida; Schistosomatidae
Source: the annotation of a GenBank genome assembly
AUGAAUGAACAACAAACAUUUCUCACAACUACUACGAUUCCUGAUUUCACUACUGGCGAUGAAGAUACUGCUGUAAUUGAUACGAUGAAUACUAAUAAUAGUUAUUCACCGAAUACUCCAUCCAAAAUUGAAUUACUUUCAAAUCUUACUGAUAAAGAAAAAAAAAUUGAACAUGACUUAGACAAUAAUAAUGAUUAUAGUUUUCAAGAUGAUGACCAAUAUCAUCGUCAUAUACAAGACAUGAUGAUUGAUCAAAAUGACGGUGAUAAUGUGACUGAAGAUACCGAUGAUCAAGAAUAUCAAGAUGACAUUAAUCAAUCUAAUAAAAUGGAUACAUUCAAUUUUAAUUUCUCUCUUUCUAAUCCAAAUGAUUCUGACGAUUCAUUAAAACAAUUAACAAACCUAAACAAAGAUACUGGCAAACCAAUUUAUUCAAAAUCCAAUAACAAUGAUGACAAAAGACCAAGAAAAUUUAUAUGUCGUUAUUGCAAUAAAGCAUUUAGUUUAAUGAAUGUUCUUAAAGUUCAUGAAAGAAUACAUACUGGAGAAAAACCAUAUGUUUGUGAAAUAUGCAAUAAAGCAUUUAAUCAAAGUGGUUCACUAAAUCGUCAUAAGAACACACAUACUAAGCGUAGCAGUGAUAAUCGUAGUUAUUCAUGUCGAUUCUGUCCACGUCAAUUUCUACAUUCUAGUCAAUUACAAGAUCAUGAAACAGUGGAGCAUAGUAUGGAAAUGAAUAUAUCAAUUUCAAAAUCAAAUGAUACAAGAGUUAAUGAUUAUACUACUGUAAAAUUACCAACAUCUUCAUUAUCCACAACAUCUUUACCAAUAAUAUCAACAACGGAAACAAUAAAAACAAUAACAGAAGGAAUAACAGCUGAUUGUAAUAUAUUAAAACAAAAUCAUUUAUCAAGUCAAUUACUUCAUAAUAAAUCAAUAAAUAAUAAUACCCUGAAACUUUCAUCUUCAGAACAUAAUAAUAAAAAUUUUGACAAAAAUAAUAAUAAUAAUAAUAAUAAUAAUAAUAAUAAUAAUAGUAAUUUACUUAAUAAUAAUAUAGAUAACAAUGAUAUAGACAAUAAUAAUUCAAUGUCAUUAUUAAAUUCUACCCAAAAUCUUUUUGAGCUUGAUACAAAAAUGACUGGUGUAGCAAAUAAAUUUCCAUUUCCUUAUGGUUUAAAUUUGAUUAGUAAAUUUUUACCAGUUGGUUUAACAGAUGAAUUUAUUAAAUCAUUAGAGAAUAAUAAUAUAGAUGGAUUAUUACAUCAAUUACCUAUAACAACAACUACUACAAUAACAAGUUCUUCAACAGUUGGUAUCACUUCUACUAAUACUGUUUCUGGUAUGAAUAUUUCAAAUAUUAUUAAUCCUAUUAAUAAAGGAAUACUGAAACAGGACUUGUUAGAUAAUACAAAUACAUUUACUUGUACAUUAUGUUCAACAAAUUUAUCAUCAAAAACUGAAUUAGAUAUACACUGGGGACAACAUUUUAUACAACAAAUGGAAGCUCAACUUGGUCCAAUAUCAAACAGUUUAAUACCAUCGUCUUCACUUUCAAAUCCACUUAAUCCAAUUCAUCUCAAUCCGAAUACUUCUUUCAAUGAUAUUAAUUCCAAGUUACCUCAUUCAUUUACAUCGUCUACACAAAAUACAUUAAAACCAAUUGAACAAACAGAUUUAAAUAAAAUUCUACCUGAAAAUUCAAAUACAACGUAUCCGUUUGAUAAUUGCUUAUCGCAUACAUCUAUAGAUAACAUUUCAUUAUUGAAUUCAACUAAUAUGAAUUCAGCGGCUACUGCUGCUGCUGCUGCCGCCGCUUCUGCAGCUAUGGUAACGGCAUUAAGUCAAUUUUUAUUGGGUAAUACACCUGGCCAAUCAUUACCGAACCCAUCAUUGUUAGCCGCAACAGCUGCACUGACUAAUCCUGAAUUAUUAAAUACUCUUAUGAAUGCACUGCCACCUACCAUUACUACUACUAAUACUAAUAGUACUACCAACACUACUAUUAAUACUAAUACCACUAAUAAAAGUGAUAAUAAUAACACACCAACUAUUCAAAGCAACAUGAACGAACUUAAUCCUAAUCAUUUUAAUAAACUACUGAAUAGUUUGACCAAUGUACAUAACCACUUAAAUUUUCCACGUAGCACAGGACUUUCAAAUAAUAUCGCUCAAAAACUCCUUGAUAUUGAUACUAAUUCAUUUGGACUAAAAGAUCACGCCUUGAAUUUUAUUAUCAACAAAGCAUGUAAUAUAUCGCCCGAUUCAUUGACCAAAUCUCCAACAUCUUCCUCACCGUCAUUGUCAUCAUCAAUUUCACCAUCAGCUAUUAUAACAACAACAAUCGGGACAACAACUAUGACAACAUCAAUUAGUCAAAAUUAUUCUUCGUUGAAUCAUUUAAAUCAAAAAACUCCUUCAUCAUUAUCUACACAUUCAAUAUGGCCGUGUAAAUUAGAAUUAGAUUUUACAAAUCGUUCCAUCAUUAAUCCAUUACAAUCGAAUUGUGCAUUAAAUCAAUUAUUUACUGAAUUAGAUACAAAUCUAUCAAUGAAUAUGGCAACAUCGAAUUCAUUUGAUCAACAAAUGUUAUCUACAAUUAAUUUAUCAACUUGUAAAAAUAAUAGUUAUAUCACAGAGGAUUCAUUUAAAUUAAAUAAUUCACGUCAUUUAAGUAUUGACAGUGAAAAUUAUUCCAGUGAUCUUGAAGGCGGUGGUGGUGGUGUAGAAGGUGUAGGUGGUGUUGGUGGAGGAAAUUUAACCGAUUCCACAUUGAGUGGAAGUUUCAAUACAUUAAAAAGAAAACGUUCUAAUUCACCGAAUCACUCAAUUGAUAACAGUAAAUCACGUAAAUGUAAUUUUUGUAAUAAACAAUUUAAUUGUACAAGUGCCUUGAGAAUACAUUAUCGAAAACAUUCAGGUGAACGUCCGUAUAUAUGUCGGCAUUGUGGUAAAGCUUUCUCACAAAAUGGUACAUUAAAACGACAUUCACAAACAUGUAAAGCUGCUUAUAAUAAAAACAACAGUAACACUAAUACCAAUAAUAAUAACAAUAAUAAUGAGAAUCGAGAUGUUCAUUUCAGUCAAAAAUUCCCCACAUCUACACCUACUACCCAUCAUCAAUCAUCAUUCAUUAAGAACAUAUCAAAUAAUAUUACUGAUCCAAUUAAUUUGAAACCAUCAAAUUUUUCAACAUUAUUAUGUGAUCCAAUUGAUGGAUUAUCAGAUACUGAAGGUCAAAUGAAUUUAUCACAAUCUAUAAAUAAUAUUAAUCAUAUAAAAACUACUUUACCUACUACUAUGAAUAAUAUAAAUACUAAUAUGAAUAUCGUACAGAAUAAUAAAACGAAUGUAAAUAAACUAUCGAAUCGAUAUAUUUAUCCUGAACCAACUGAAAAACAAUUACAUAAUUCGGAAAAAUCACAAAUAUGGGAAAAUAGUAAUAUGAAAUUGGAAGAAGGAAAUUGUUCAUUGUUAAAUAAGACAGCACUUCCGUCAAUAGUGACAACGAAACACGAAAGUAACGCUUCUAAUCCUUUUAAACAACAACAACAACAACAAAUUAUUCAUGUCGGUCCAUCAUUGAAUAUUCAAAAUCAAACCGCAACACUUUGGUCAAAUUUUGAUUGGACAAUAUUAACUAAUUAUGAAAUUAAAUUAUUAUUAGAAAAAUUACAUUCACUUGGUAAAAUAUACGGUUGUAUUGAUUGUCAAACAUAUUAUUUAGAUGAGAAAAUGGCAACUUAUCAUUUAAGUAGUAUGCAUGGAAAUUUAAAUGAUCAAUCGUCAUCAUCAUCAUCUUCAUCAUCAGGAUCAUCAUCAACAGCAGCAGCAGCAGCAGCAGCAGCAACAACAACAACAUCAGCAUCACCGUCAGUAGAUAAUAGUAGUAAAAAAUUUGAAUGUUUUCUAUGUGGUGUAAAUUUAAAUAAUUCUUUAUUAUUUUUAGAACAUUUUACUCAUUGUUUAUCAAUGAAAAAACAUAAUGGGAUAGAUUUAAUGAUGAAACAAACUACUACUGACCCAUUAACUAUUCUUUCAGAUAAUAAAGCCACUGAUAAUAAUAAUAAUAUGUGUAAUGAGUUGGAUAAGAAUGAAGAUGAAAACAUCAGUGAACAAUCAAUAAAUGAAACAAUACAAAUGACAAAUAUUAAAUCACAAGAAUCACAUACUGUUUCAUCGAUUAUAGACUAUUGUAAUAAUAAUAUUAAUAAUGAUAAUAAUCCUGUAUUGAACAAUAUCAAUGAUCAAUCAGAAAUCAAACUGAAUGGUUAUUGUAUAGAGGAGAGAGAUGAAGUACAUGAAAAAGAUGAUGAUGAUGAUGAUGAUUUGCAUACAUCAUCAUCACCACCAUGUCAUAUAACAUUCUCUAAUUCUGUAGAUCAAUUAACCGGAUAAUCUAUUGAUAAUUUAUGAAUGAAUAUCAUAUUUUCAUUUUUCUUUCAUUUCAAUAAAAUCAAAAUAAACUAACAACAUUAUUCAGUCUAUAUAAAUAUAAACAUAUAUAUUAUCUAACCUGAUAUUUCACAUCAUGUUAAUCAUUUGUUACUAAGAGAAAAAAUCAAUAAUG